Molecule: messenger RNA, 762 nt
Organism: Aspergillus chevalieri
Lineage: Eukaryota; Fungi; Ascomycota; Eurotiomycetes; Eurotiales; Aspergillaceae
Exons: 1
Coding region: 1-762 (253 amino acids)
Source: RefSeq, a predicted model, not a curated record
AUGAACAACGAGGACGGCACAUCAUUCAUUCCCCGAGACUUGCCAAUCACAUCUACACAAAUUCUCUGUCCGAUCCUCUGCUUGAUUUGUCUCCUAAUUCUCGUCCAGCGCAUCAAACACCGCAGCAGGUGGCCCGCACUAUCCCGGAGGCAAAUGGACUCGCAAAAGUCCCUACCCGAGAGAUUCGGUGCCGGUGGCAACAAAGAGAAGACAGCUGGCACGGCUGCAGUGGGCCAGCAACAACAGCCUAUGUCCAAUAGUCCUCCAAAGGAUCUAUCUUGCGAUGUCCGCGCCCCGUUGCCAUCCGCCUGUGAUAUCCUGCAACCCUUGUCCCGGUGCACGCCACUGCCGUCGAGUGGUCAAUUGGCGGCCAAGCUAAGCCAGGAGCGGCAGGCUGGGAAUCGACCAUCGUUGACGAUGAAGCCGGAGACACCGACGUCUCCUGAGUCGUCGACACACGCCGCGCCAGCUGGCAGUGUUCAUGCAAGCGGAUCGCACCAAGGAUUCUCCGAAUUUGCAGAUCAGGAGGUAAACAGGAGCCCUAGACCAGGGUCAGGGUCAAGCGAGCCAGUGAAAAAUCCACAGAGUGCGUUUUUGCCUCCCUCUACCGGGAUAUCAAAUGAUAGGCGGUCCCAUGUCCCAAGGGCAGAAUCUAACGUGGUGUAUACGGCGCAGAAGCGGAGUGAAACCGUCCAGCAUCUUCAAGAUACGGACGAAAAUGGCGUGCGGAAAUGGAAGCGGAGGGUGGUUGAAUAUAGUUGA